This is a messenger RNA of Euleptes europaea (tarantolino), 2070 nucleotides long. It is a transcript of the gene FAM149B1, whose product is annotated as family with sequence similarity 149 member B1. Bases 71 to 2029 code for a protein of 652 amino acids. Gene Ontology annotation, biological process: cilium assembly; protein localization to cilium. The transcript has 16 exons. The record is from RefSeq and is a predicted model, not a curated record. NCBI's taxonomy places the organism in Eukaryota, Metazoa, Chordata, Lepidosauria, Squamata, Sphaerodactylidae.
GCGGCCAGGGGCCGAGCCGGCCGGGCGGCCGCGCCGACCAGACCCGAGAGGAAGCGCUGAGGCGGGAGGGAUGAUCUCGCGAUACACGCGGAAGCCGGUGCCCCCUGACGCCCUGGGGAUCCGAGGACUUACAAAGAAUACCUUAGAACAUCAUCCCCUGCCAGACUCACUAGAAGACAGUCAUCCAUCCACUGGAAGCCAAGAAGAUGUUUUAAGUGAUUCUGAAAGUACAAAAGAAUUAAAUUACCAACCUAUCACUUCUGUGGGCAAUGGAAACUUAUGGUCACCCAGUCAGAGCUUCACAGGCAACUCCACAGAAGACAGCUCAGUCUUCUCUUGGGGCUAUGAUGAAUUUGAUAAAGCUGCUACACGGCAAGUUCAGCAGAUAUUCAGACACAUUGAUGAGCUUUUGUAUGAACAGAAACCAAGUGUCUAUGUUGAAGGCAUAGAGGAAGAGUGCCAGCAAUGGUCAUCAAGCUUUCCCCAUCUCAGGAUUGUGGGAAAACAAGUGGUGAGCCCCACAGAUGAAGGUUAUGGCUGGUAUUCUAGUUCGCCUUGCAGCACCUUAGGUUCUUCAGAUACAAGCCCAACUCAAGAGAAAGAUCCUAGUGAGUUUAGUAUUUUGGGCAAAAAGGUUUCCCUUUCUGAAACUCCUGUUUCUAAAGAAGGUCACUUUUCAAAGCCUCCUGAAUUGUGUGUGUUGGAGAGUGAAGGAGAAGAUGGAGUGAUUGUCUCAGAAGGCAUAAUGGAGGAAUAUUUAGCAUUUGAUUGCAGAGAUGUGGAGGAAGAAUUGCAUGAAAGGAAAAUGGGGAUUUCACCCGGAAGACGGAAACUGGGCUUCCCUCCGAUCUCACCGUCAUACUGCAUGAGGGAUGCUGUUCUUUCCUAUGUAUUUGAUGAUGUGUGGAGUGAAGUUUUGGGCUAUAUGGAGCAGUUGAUCUGUAGACACUGGGAAGGGUCAGUCUCAGAUGAUGAGAAGAAUAUCAUAACCGUAGAAACAAGCAGGACCGAUUCAGGAAGCCCUUUUAUGCAGUUUGAACCGUUGCCGUUGUUGUUACCUCGGAUGCCACAAACCAAAAUGCCCUCCAUCACCUCCAAUCUGUACUCAGAACGCAGAUUCGGAUGCAAAACCAAAAAGAAGAGAAAAUCACCAGAAGUAAAUCUUUCUCAAGGAACGAGCUGCAGUCCUCAACGUAAUUUGAAUGGCCUGAUGGUGAUUCAUGGGAUGCCCUUACACCAAAGGAACCUGCCGCUGGUGGAUAAAAUCUUAGACUUAAACGACAGAUUGCUUACCAGGCCAGGCUCCAGUUCUGUACUAGCAACCAGAGCUUGGCCAAACCGCGCUCUUGAGCUCAGCACGUCUUCACUGUCCUAUUCUGCUCAGUCCACUAGAAGGCGUAACCCACCACCGCGUACCCUGCAUCCCAUCAACACCAGCUAUUCUCGCUCGGGGACUCCGAGAUCCAUGGACGAAGUCAUCAGGGGAACACGACUCACCACUGCAAAUGAGCAGCUGUCGUCACCUUCCCCGAUGCCACUGAGCCGAAAUAAUCUCCUGCCUCCUAUUAGUGCUGUAGAUGCAGUAGAACAUUUGGGAUCCCAAAAGCAAAUGAAAUCCCAGGGGAGUGCCAGCCGAGCUCGCAGUGCUAUAGCAGAUGAAAUAAACCAUCAACCAGUACAUGAAAGAUUUUUGUUGCCUGAUAGCUUCUCCAGACCCAACACAUCCCAUGCAUUUUGGCCAGACUCGCAGCAUCGCCGUUCUUGCACUGUGAUUGAUUAUGCUAAUCAUCCACGGACCAACAAAGGAUCUGCUGGCACAGAUUCUAUUAACGUAGGAGUGAUGGGAGUCAGUUUAGGGAUAUCUAGUUCUUCCUAUAUUAAUUCUUUCCACCACCAGCCUCUUGGUCAUUUUCUUUACGAGGAUGAGGAGGACAAAGACGAUCACCCUCCACUGGGUCUUCAGUUGCACGGGUCUGUGAGAACUCACAGCCGAGGCGGAUCAAUCUCAAGAAGCAGACAGGGAUUAUAGCACGUUAUGAGAAGGAACCAUCCCUCUCCAAGACUAGGGAU